AUGAUCAGCGAAACGAUGCGCCCCUCCUGCAUCCUUUGCCAUGUCAACGGCGAUCAAAUCCCCCAGCCUCCUCCCGGAGCUGGAGGCCUUCGUGCCUCCGUGACUCCGUACUCCUGGCGGGCCACCUCCUUGUUUCCCCUUCCCACCACUUCAACCUAUUCGGAGUGGUGCGAAUGCUACUUUGUGUGGAUACUUCGGGCAGCCGAGUCAAGUCUAAAUCCCAGAAGACCAAUGAGACUGGGCAGCACGCCAAAGGGCAGAGACAAGCAAACGGGAGUGGUGAAGCUUGCCCUGGCGUACCUGGCACUAAGCGCUAGCUCCCGCGGUGCCCAGCUGAGAAGAGUGGCAUUGAGCACCGGUGUCAGGCACGACACUGCGGGCAUGGCUAAGCCCAACAUGACAUCUCAACUUCUCAUCGUUGGCGUAUCCACUAUCGUCCGCUGUCCAAGUUCACACAGCAAGUUGCAACGGGGUGGGCUUUAG
Colletotrichum paranaense is the source of this 483-nucleotide messenger RNA. RefSeq lists its product as uncharacterized. Lineage: Eukaryota; Fungi; Ascomycota; Sordariomycetes; Glomerellales; Glomerellaceae. Bases 1 to 483 code for a protein of 160 amino acids. The record is from RefSeq and is a predicted model, not a curated record. The transcript is spliced from 2 exons.